Molecule: messenger RNA, 1386 nt
Organism: Closterium sp. NIES-67
Lineage: Eukaryota; Viridiplantae; Streptophyta; Zygnematophyceae; Desmidiales; Closteriaceae
Source: the annotation of a GenBank genome assembly
CUUUGGACCCUCAUCGUUCGCCCUGCAUGCGCCGACUUUGGAUUUCUUCCUCCCGUUCCUCCACAGCCGCUUCCAUCACUCCCCUCUCAUCCCCGCAAGUUCACAACCCGCGCUAGUACGCGACAUGACAGCCCACCAGCAGCAACGCGACAAGACGCCCCACCAGCUGCAGCACCAGCAUCAGCAGCGAUAUGCUGCGAGCCUUGCGGGCUGCGCGGGCGGUUCAGGAGGAGGAAGAGGAGGAGGAGGAGGAGGAGGAAGAGGAGGAGGAAGAGGAGGAGGAGGGUGACGUGGAAGGGGAGGAAAGAGAGGAGGAGGGGAAAUGCGGAGAAACGGAAGGAAAGGGCGAGCGGAGGGGAGAGCGGAGGGGAGUGCGGAGGGGAGAGGGAGCGGAGCGGGGCGGAGAGGCGGUGGGCCAAGGGAAGCAGCAGAGUGCAGCGGAAGUGGAAAAUGCGGGCUUUAGGAAUGAAGAGUCCAGAGCUGGCUUGGCUGGGGCUGGGACUCUUUCGCGAAAUCUAGGUGAUGCUGCUGUAGCUGGAAGUCAUGUGAUGGCGAGAGCUGCUAGGGCUAAGGCUGCUAUGCUGAGGCUGACUCUUUGGGCGGCAGCACAGCUACCUGCGGAUAUCGCUCACGGAGAGGUGCAACCUGCGCUGCUCCUACUGCAUGCCGGCCGAAGGGGUGGACUCACGCCCAAAGAGAACCUUCUGUCGACGGAGGAAAUAAUCCGCCUGGCGUCUGUGUUCGUGUCUCAAGGCGUGAGUAAAAUCAGGCUGACAGGGGGCGAACCCACAGUCAGGCGAGACAUUGUGGACAUCUGCCACUCGCUCUCCGCACUGCCAGGACUUAAGAGCCUGGCCAUGACGUCCAACGGCAUUCUGCUGCCAGCCAAGAUGCCGGCGCUUAAAGCAGCGGGCGUCUCUCACCUAAACGUCAGCCUGGACACGCUCGUGGAGCCCAAGUUCGAGCUGCUCACACGGAGAAAGGGGCACGCGCGCGUUUUGAAGGCCAUUGACAUGGCACUAGACCUGGGGUUCAAACCGCUGAAGCUCAACUGUGUGGUGAUGCGCGGUGUGAACGACGACGAGAUUCUGGACUUUGUGGCGCUCACGAGGGACCGCCCCAUCAACGUGCGAUUCAUCGAGUUCAUGCCCUUUGACGGCAAUGUGUGGAAGACCAAGAAGAUGGUGUCAUAUGCCGAGAUGAUGGCGCGCAUUAGAUGUUUUCAUUCCCUAAGGUUCUGCUUUUGAGUCGACUCAGAACCCGCCUUGAGCCUUGUCAGCGGCUAUGUAUGGUGCACGGAAGAGUUGGUUUCGCACCCUAAGGUGAUGGGCGCAUUGUGUGUCUCUCGAGUGGGGAAGAGGUGACUAGGGACCACCACCCUAUCAG